Messenger RNA from Ostrinia nubilalis (European corn borer), 3903 nucleotides. RefSeq names its product dihydroxyacetone phosphate acyltransferase (gene Dhap-at). The record is from RefSeq and is a predicted model, not a curated record. Lineage: Eukaryota; Metazoa; Arthropoda; Insecta; Lepidoptera; Crambidae. Gene Ontology annotation, biological process: triglyceride biosynthetic process; phospholipid biosynthetic process; fatty acid metabolic process. The transcript has 12 exons. Gene Ontology annotation, cellular component: mitochondrial membrane; peroxisomal membrane. Bases 136 to 2151 code for a protein of 671 amino acids. Gene Ontology annotation, molecular function: glycerol-3-phosphate O-acyltransferase activity; glycerone-phosphate O-acyltransferase activity.
AUUCAUCCAUCAGUCAAAUUUUUAUCAAAGCGUGGGAGGAAGUGUUUUGAAUAACUUCAGUGUCUUACAGUGUUGUUAAGUAUUAUUAUGAGUUCGUGGUUCUAAAGCAAGCAUACGGAGAAAAAAAUAAUAAAAAUGUGUGAAAAAUCGAAGUUUAAAGAUAUUUUAGAACCUAGGAAGACUGAAUCUGGUAUAUUUAGUUUUAUGUCCAAAGCUUGGUACCCGAAGAGAACACAAACUUUGGACAAAAUUUAUUCUCCACAAGAUAUCAAGGAUGCUGCUGCUUCUUCUCUGUUUAUGGAAGCAAUUAUUGAAGCGGAGAGUUCCAAGAGUGGUGUCAGCAAAGAGAAGCUGCGGAGAGAGGUGCUUCAGUACAUCAAUGAGAUUGGAAUGGAGAAGAAGAUGCAUGUCAUCAGGUGGAUAGGCAUUCUAUCAUUGAAAGUUGCCUUCAAAAUGAACAUUGGGAUCUAUGUGAAUGAGCCUGCGGUUUUAAAAGUAAAAUCCACUAUGGGCAACAACCCAGUCCUAUUCUUGCCGACACAUCGUAGCUAUGCUGAUUUCUGUAUUCUGACUUACCUCUGCUACCAUUAUGAUAUUGAACUACCUGCUGUUGCCGCUGGGAUGGAUUUCUAUUCGAUGUUUAUAAUGGGCCAGCUGAUGCGCGAGACGUGUGCCUUCUACAUCCGCCGCACGCUCACGGGGGCGCCACUGUACGCCGCCACCCUCAAGCAGUACGUUCGCUCGCUGGUGGCCAAGCACGCGGCGCCUGUCGAGUUCUUUCUAGAAGGCACUAGAAGCAGGAGCAAUAAGAGCUUACCGCCUAAGUAUGGUAUGCUCUCAAUGACGCUGAUGCCGCUGUUCGCCCGCGAGCUAUCAGACAUCACAGUCGUGCCGGUCAACAUCAGCUACGACCGGCUCAUGGAGCAGAACCCUUACGCUUACGAACUGCUGGGUGUGCCCAAGCCGAAGGAAACCACUAAGGGCCUCCUAAAAUGGAUAACCACGCUAAACGGUCACUUCGGCAACAUGUACAUAAACUUUGGUGAGCCGAUGUCAGUCCGAGACUAUUUGAAAUGGACGCCGUACACCGACGAGCGCCUCAAGCCUUCAGAGUUGCAGACAUUAUCUCCUGAGCAGUUCAACCAAGUGCAAGACGUGGCAGAUUAUGUCGUCACGCAACAACAGGCCAAUUCUGUAGCGACUAUAUCAAAUUUACUUGCAUUAGUGUUAAUGGAAAGUCUGAUGAAUCAACGAGCGUUGCCGUAUGAUGAAGUUAUAUUAGAAGUGGACCGAAUGAUAAAGGUUCUAAGGAGUUUAGGAGCCACAGUAUUCGAAGACGAUGUGAGAAAGAAUGUCGAUAGAGUAUUAGUUGUGCAGGCCAAGUCUUGGAAGUUAGAUAAAGAUAGACGACUCCGAAUCAUUUCAUCGGCGCCUAUAGAUGUCACGGAUGAGUUGAAGAAGAAAAUGAAAGGUCACACAUUAAAAGCGGAGACAAUGGUGAAUGCGAUUCCAAUAAUCCAAGUUCAAAUGUACGUGAAUCCGAUGCUACACUAUCUUGUGCCUUCUGCGCUCAUAUCCGUUAUAGUACAAAGGGGACCGCAUACAUAUGAUGAUCUAGCUCGGCAUUAUAAAGAACUAAGAAAAUUAUUGCGGCACGAGUUUUUCCACAUUGAAAAGACUGAAGAACAGACGUUCCAAGCGGCGUAUGAUUACUGCGUGCGAAACGAUGUGGUGCGUUCAGAUAGCGAGGAAGUUACGAUGGGAGGGCCCGAGGGUGUCCGGUUGAGAAGUCUACUCCAACGGGCCGUGUGGCCCGCGCUGUCAUCCCUGCUAUUAUGUGCUGACGUCAUGACUGAGCUAAAGACAUGCGAGCACAACCGGGCGUUGAAGCUAGUGCAGGAGCGUGCAGAAAGCGGCCCCUACCACCCAUACUGUCUCAGUCUGGAUUCCGCCACACAUUGCCUGCAAGGAUUCGUGCUGGCUGGUGCUCUGACCAGGGAUAAGCAAGCUAAAAGCACAAACUACAACCUGGUGCCAGCGGUUAUGGCGGAGUGCCGCAGCUUAGUUCGCUCAGUGCUGCCAUCUUUUGCCGUCGACUUCAGCUCAAGGAACGCGGUCAUGCUCGACUACAGGACCAAGUCUCACUUGUAACACAAUAGCUCAUGAUUGUACACUCGACAGCUCCUCAGCCUAUACUAGCAAAAUCAAAAAUAUUUAUUCAGUACAUUGCUGUUGCAAAAAUAGCACCUAUUGGAAGAUAAGAAGGUUGAGUGUUUAGACUAGGCGCAGAUCACCGACUUUUAGUUGGCCGAUAGUUAGGCCCGAUUCUAAUUUGUAUGAAGAAUCGGCCGAUACCAAAUCGGUGUAAUGUGCGUACUUUCAUACAUCUCCAUACUGAUCAACAACCCGAACCCAACUAUCGUCCGAAUAAAAUAGGUGGUCUGCGCCUAGGCGUAGGUUGAUGUGCUGUCGUCUGUUAUAAUAAAUUAUUAUAGUUCAAUUAGACAUUCUCUUGUCUGCCAUGGUAUAUUAUAUUGAAAUAAGCGUAAGCGUUAAAUAUAUCUAUAUUAUUUAACGCAAUUUUUGCAAUACUCCAUUCAAGCGAUUAGGAAAUAUACAAAUCUAAAAUGUAUUAUCGAAAUAGAUACCCAUUCCAACCCCAUUUACAUUUAUCUCAAGUUGCUUGAUAUCGAAUAUAGUUUUUAUCUCCGGUUGCGUCGUAGAUAAUGGGAAUAUACUAUACUGUUUGUUUUACCUGCGGUAUUUGUUCUGUAUUUAUUUUAUAUGCUGUGAGUAUUGAACUAGUCCAUUUGUCAUGGCUUAGUAUUUACUUUUCGGCACUCUCAAUACAUCGAAGUCAAUAUAGCUUUAUUAGUUCAUGGUUAAUGAUACGAUCAAUUAGUACUAAGUUUAUCAAUCCCACUAUUACUUUAGGGAAUAUAAAACAUUAGUCUCCCAACGAUAUAUGCGACGUGGCUACCUAUAAAGUAGUGCGAAUUUCGGAAUGCGACCUAUAGAUGAAACGAAGACGCGCCCCACCAAUUUUUGGUCGAGGGAAGCGCGGGGUGCGGGGAGUUUGAUCCGAGCAAUCCGAGCGUCAUUAUUGUAGUGUGCGUGUGCACUCAUGGAUAAUUUGGCGUGUACCGAUAACACUCAAACAUUAGCGGAAGAAUGGUGGGGCGCGUCUUUGUGGAUGAAACUAUCUAUAUCUAUCUUCAUUUGAAUGGUAAUUGUAAUACUUUUAACUGAUGUAAGUCGACUUGUUGUUGCAAUGUGAUUAAUGAAUUCUGAAAAUUGAUUUAAUAUACAAUUAAUGUUGACGUAUUAUACAAAUUCGAAUGUUUUCGAUGUCACAAAUAUGCAAUCAGUAAAGGUCAGACAAAUGCUUAUUGAGCCCGACUUUACGCCGACGCCUUCAUGAGCGAAUAAGUGAAAGCAUAAUAUAUUUAAAAACAAACUAGAGUUUUUGUCAUCAUAGAAUAUUACUCUACCUGUCUUAAUUAAGUAUUCAUGUCAAUUUGUAUUAUUACGUGUAUCAUAAUCUAGUCGUUUAAUCUUUUUCUUUGCCUGGCCCAUCCCCAUUUUAUUUGAGGUAAUCUAGUCGCUUUCUUUCUUUUCUUUAAUGUUAGCAUAACUUCGAAGUAUUUUCUUUCUAUACUUAUCUAUAAAGGUGUAGUGCUUAAAUAUAUGUACACGUUUUUUGCCAUGUUUAUUGUGCCAAGUCAGUAAACUGAUAAACUUCCUGCCUAACAACUAAUGCGUGAUGUUGAUAAAUAAAUUCGUUGUUAGAAUUAGCUGAUAAUAAUUAAAUAUUAGGGGUUUCCAAUUGAGUCAAGUGAAUCGUUGUGAUAGGUAUGAUUGUCACUGUCUUGUGAAUAACGAAAUUUUUACAGUAUAAAAGUA